Molecule: messenger RNA, 761 nt
Organism: Scomber japonicus (chub mackerel)
Lineage: Eukaryota; Metazoa; Chordata; Actinopteri; Scombriformes; Scombridae
Product: cystatin-B-like
Exons: 3
Coding region: 91-387 (98 amino acids)
Cellular component (GO): cytosol
Molecular function (GO): cysteine-type endopeptidase inhibitor activity
Source: RefSeq, a predicted model, not a curated record
AGUCCGUGUUGAAAGCUGCUGUACACACAAAACAGAAGUUGAUUUAGUCCAAUUUUCCAGCAGAUUUAUAUCUUUUUGGAAACAGUCAAGAUGAUGGUCGGAGGAGCUGGUCCCCCAAAAGAUGCUGACGAGGAAAUUCAGAAAAUCUGUGAAAGCAUGAAACCACACGCAGAACAAAAGGCAGGAAAGUCCUACGAUGUCUUCACCGCAAAGACCUACAGGAGCCAGGUGGUGUCAGGGACCAACUACUUCAUAAAGGUGCAUGUGGGAGGAGACGAUCACGUUCAUCUCCGUGUUUACAAAAAGCUCCCCUGCCACGGAGGAGAGCUGGAGCUGAGCGAUAUGCAGCAUUCAAAGAGCCACCAAGACCCCAUUGAGUACUUCUAAUACGAUCACAAACCGAGCAAAGCAUCUCACCAGUGCCUACAGGCUACAGUCUCAUUAUCACUAAUAAUCUAAAUGCUCCACUUACUUUAUCCUGGCUCAUCAAAACAGUUAUAUACAGUUUCUAUUUUUAACAUGAAACUGGAAAUAUAUUCCCUUGUGAGUAAAUGUACUGUAUCCCAAAUUUGCAUUUGUGUUAUAAUGUUGUAGCUGGGUAUGAGGUAUUUUAUAGUCUAUAUCAUGAUCUCAUUUUGUUUUAUUACUAAAUGUUUGUUAAAGUAACUUUUGUUAUCUGAUACAUGAAGUGGGGUAAAUCCUUAAAGAUCUCCUCCAGAUGUGUUUUAAGACAAUUAAAAAUACUUUGCUUGGAACUAUAA